This is a messenger RNA of Macrobrachium nipponense, 3665 nucleotides long. RefSeq names its product alpha-N-acetylglucosaminidase-like. Lineage: Eukaryota; Metazoa; Arthropoda; Malacostraca; Decapoda; Palaemonidae. The coding region runs from base 62 to 3133 and encodes 1023 amino acids. The transcript has 19 exons. The record is from RefSeq and is a predicted model, not a curated record.
GUGUGUAGGGAAGAAGUAGGACAUCGAAUGGCAAGUAGUUGUUGUGACUUGGCCGAAAAACAUGAGAGGUAUCCAAAGAAGAGGUGCUUUUAAACUGGUUCUGUUCCUUGGUUCUCUGACAGCAAUCUAUGGCUCUGCUAUUAAUCCCGAAGGAUCGGCCUCGCCAUCUUUAGUUGCACCAUGGGAAGAACACCUGAAGGAAAUCAGGCCUCAGGCGUCCCCAGAUGUCCAAGCUGCUGCUGCUGAAGGACUGGUCAAGCGUCUGCUACCAGACAGAGCGAGCGACUUCUCUUUUUCUGUUGAUCCUUCCAUUGGUCCCGAAGGAAGGGAUACCUUCCAGGUGGUGUCCCCAGGUAUGAACGCCUCCGUGGAUAUUGUGGGCACCAGCGGCGUCGCUGCUGCCUGGGGUUUGUUACAUUUCCUGAAAUAUUCCUGCGACAGUCACGUGUCUUGGGAGGCGGAUCAGCUAUCCCUUCCCGAUUCUCUCCCGGAAGCCAAAAUCCAGAUCACCUCGAAUGACAGAUUUCGUUACUACCAGAACGUCUGCACUGUGUCAUACUCCAUGGCAUGGUGGAAAUGGAGCAGAUGGGAACGUGAGAUUGACUGGAUGGCUCUCAAUGGGAUCAACAUGCCCUUGGCAUUUACUGGCCAGGAAGCCAUCUGGCAACGAGUAUAUUCCAAACUAGGCGUCACACAAGAGGAACUCGACGACCACUUUGCAGGACCCGCCUUCUUAGCAUGGGGUCGCAUGGGCAACAUUUUUGGAUGGGGUGGCCCCCUUCCGCAAUCUUGGCACGAACAGACAUUAUCUCUCCAGCAUCAGAUCCUACAAAGGAUGCGAGACUUUGGGAUGUAUCCUGUUUUACCAGCGUUUGCAGGCCACGUUCCAGCUGGCCUAACGAGGGUGUAUCCAGAAGCAAACAUCACAAGACUGGGACCAUGGUCACAUUUCAACUGCACUUACUCCUGCACUUACUUGUUGGAUCCUAAUGACCCAUUGUUCCAGGAGAUUGGCAGUAAAUUCAUAGAAGAGAUGACUUCAGAAUUCGGCACGGAUCACCUGUACAACUGCGAUACAUUCAAUGAAAUGACUCCACAGUCAUCCGACUCAGCCUACUUGAGAAGUGUCGGAGCGUCUGUAUUCAGUGCCAUGACUAAGGCUGACCCCAACGCCAUCUGGGUGAUGCAAGGAUGGCUCUUCUACAACGCAGCUUGGUUCUGGCAAAAACCAGAAGCUGAAGCGCUCUUGACGUCAGUGCCCAUUGGUCGUAUGUUGGUACUCGACCUGGCCUCCGAAAUGGCGCCACAGUAUUCACGACUGGAGUCGUACUUCGGUCAGCCUUUCAUUUUCUGCAUGUUGCACGACUACGGGGGCGUCGAUGGAUUUUUCGGCAACGUUGACGGUCUGCUAAGCAACAUGAUGGAGGCAAGGGCCUUCCCGAAUGUAACCAUAGUAGGAACUGGACUGACACCUGAGGGCAUCAACCAGAACUAUGUGAUGUACGAUCUCAUGAAUGAGCUCGCCUGGAGGACCACCGCCCCCAACAUCACUGACUGGGCAAAGUCGUAUUCUUCAAGGCGCUACAAUUCAGCUGAUACAAAACUUCAGGAAGCCUGGCAAUUGUUAAUGCGGAGUGUAUAUGACUGCAAAUCCUUCCUUCGAUAUCAUGGUAAGAACGUCAUCAUUAUGCAACGACCCCGGCUGAAUCCUCGCCAUUUCAUAUGGUACUCUGUAGAUGACGUAGUGAAAGCAUGGGACCUUUUCAUUGAAGCGACACUCGUAGUGUAUGGAAGAAGUGACGGAUUUGGAACUGCUGAGCAAUAUGGUAGUGAUUCUGAGACAGAGAAAGCAAUAUCACAAGGUCAAGAAUUGAGCGAGUCACAAGAAUUCCUGGAGGAAGAAUUGCAGGAGCAUAAAGAAAAAGAGGAAGAGGUAGAAGAUGAAGAAGUUGGGCAAUCUGUUUCAACAGAUACUGAGAGGUCGUCCCUCCAUGAUUCGAACAAAAGCACAGGGUCCUCGAUGAAGAAAUGCAGGGAAAAAGCAGUCACUCGACCAGCCGGAACUCUGCCACGCGAAGAUAUCAGUGUUCAAAACAAAGCUUCCAUGACGAGCCAUUCUCGCGGAGAGGGAAAUAUGCAGAAGUCGGAUUUUUCUGGAGCAAUUCCAGGCAGCCUUCGCAUGAGGGCAAAAGAGACCGACAUUCCGAUGAAAAUAAAAGUUGCUGAUGAGUCCAGGUCACGGUAUGUGGCAGCUCCGAGGAGAGAGCCAACUUUCUUGCAUGACUUAGUGGACAUGACGCGACAAGUACUUCAAAUUCUUGGAGGCCAGGAGGCACUUAGAAUGAUCGGCUACUACCACGAUGGCGACAAAUUCGGAGUUCAACUUGCGAACAGUGACUUGCAAAGCAUUUUGGAGGACAUGGAUUCUAUCUUAGCCACAUCACCCGACUUCCUCUUAGGUGCCUGGACGCGAGAUGCUGCGUCUUGGGCUACAAAUGAACAGGAGCGCGAGUUGUACGUACACAACGCCUUGAACCAAGUGACCAUAUGGGGCCCAGAAGGACAGAUCGUCGAUUACGCUGGUAAGCAGUGGUCGGGCCUGAUCUCCCGUUACGUGCAGCCCCGGUGGAAACUUUUCAGCAACAUGCUCAUAGAGAGCCUUGAGGACGGCCUGCCUUUCGACAGCAAUGCAUUCGAGCAGAAAGUCUUCGAUGAAAUAGAAGAACCUUUCUCUAGGGACGUGAACGCCACAUUUCCUACAGAGCCAACAGGAGACACCAUAGAAACCGCCCUUCUCCUCUACGCGAAAUAUCGGCCAUUUUUCGAUGCAGCUUUCAAGGUCGAUGAUUCAGUGCAAGAACAGGAUGACGAAAGCUUAGAGCCAAAGUCUCUUUCUACUCCCAUUCCUCUACCAUCACCUGAAACUGGUAUGAAUAAGAGGAAAAGAAUGCAUUCCAGUGGAACCAAACCAACAAGACCUAGAGGUUACAGCGGAGCAACGAAGAGGUCGAAAUACCAGGUGAUGGUGAAGAGCAAUUUACUUGACGACAACCUCAAGACCUUCCAGAAAAAGACCCUAAUAAGAAAGAAAGACGAAGAUUCCGAAAACAGCAUUUGGAAUAGUUUUGUUUGAGUCUGUUGAAGAAAGGAAUUCAUGUUAUGGUAAUCAAUUAGAAGAAUGUUUCAUUUUGAUGUCCAAGAUUGAAUAGACUUUCUUUAUUAACUAAUGAUAAAACGGUGUUUUGACAUAAAAUUUCCAUGGUCUAUUUUUUAGGCAAUGUAGUUUGCUAUGGAGUGAAAGAUUGUUAUGCCCAAAAAGUCGUGAGAUAUAAAUUUGGUUUUUCGAAGUUGCAGGAUACAAAGAGAAAGUCAUUAACAAAAUCUUCAGCUGCAUUAAGCUCUCAUUGCGAAAUCGUAAUUAACUGCUCUUUUGAAAGUUCUCAUACUCUUCGUUAUGUUAAUUCAGCCAAGCACGUUACGAUUAAUUACGCUAAAAUGAGGCAAUUAGUAAUUAUGCUUCCGCGACUAGGUAAAGUAAUUAACCGAGAUUCGCAAAGCGCAAUAAAUUUCAAACAACAAUAACAUUUUCCUUGUCAUAGCAACUUGCCAACACAAUAUUCAAUUCUCUCAUCAUUCUAACUUUGCUUGAUGGGCUGAGAAUGAAA